GAAUGUCGUCCGCUCAUUUAAGACAAACACGCCUCAUAAAUGAAAUAGCAGAUCUUUUGCCACAACCUAAGUUGUAGAAGACGGGAAGGAUAUCGAAUUCCAGAAGUCGGAACAGCCCACGGGGAGAUAAUGAUGUCUUGGACCGAAGCAGGACCUAUGUGACAUGGCUGGACAGUAUUUCUAACUGGAUAGCAAUGGGUUGCUCUACCCUCCAUUUGGCCAGUGCCGUAUCCUCACUGGGAGGUCUGGUGUUCGGUUACGAGCUGGGCAUCAUCUCUGGUGGUUUGCUGCAGCUCAAGGCUGAGUUUGGACUCACCUGCAUACAACAAGAGGCACUUGUCAGCUCCUUGUUGAUCGGAGCCCUGUUCGCCUCUGUGGUUGGAGGAGGCUUAAUCGACCGUUAUGGGUGCAGAAAGUCCAUCCUGCUUAGUAAUGUCCUUAUGCUAACUGGAAGUCUCAUGCUGCUUAUCAGCUCCUACCCAUCACUAUUGUUGGGCAGGUUCACUGUGGGAUUCGCCAUGUGCCAGUCCUCCAUGUCCUGCUGCAUCUUUGUGUCGGAGCUGGUAACUCCUGAGCGCAGGGGCUUUUUGGUAACGCUGUAUGAAGCCGGGAUCACUGUGGGCAUUCUCAUCGCAUACACCAUGAACUAUAUUUUGUUUGACAUACAAAUGGGUUGGAAGUGGAUGUUUGGCUUAGCUAUUGUCCCAACCUUGAGUCAACUUGUCUCUAUAUGGUUCCUUCCAUCAAACUCCGAGGAACGAUGUUUUUCUUCUGAAGGAGCCCCGAUGGAUACGAUGGAAAACCAAGACGAAGCCUGCUCUAAAAGCAGCAAGGGAGGCAAGAAGGUACAGUACGAUAUUACGUACCUAUUCCGACGUAAAGACAAUAUGAGGACCCGCACAAUCAUCGGGUUGGGACUGGUGCUUUUCCAGCAGUUCACAGGCCAGCCAAAUGUUCUCUUCUAUGCCUCCACAAUAUUUCAUUCUGCAGGGUUUCAGACUGACAGCUCUGCAGUGCUAGCAUCUGUUGGAAUUGGAACUGUCAAAGUCAUCGCCACUCUCACCUCCAUGGUCUAUUCUGACAAAAUUGGUAGGAGGCCUUUGCUUAUUAGUGGUUGCUGUGUCAUGGCUUUUUGUUUAAUAUGCAUCGGAAUUCUCAGUGGACAUUCACUGAAGGAUGCUGUUGGCCCUUGUAGUCCAAAUGGCAACAAAACAAGUCAACUUCAUUUAACAUUUGGAAAUGACACAUCUCUUAAUGAGAACAACAAACUGCAAGGUGCUGAUGCACUAGUUUUUGGACACAAAACAGAAGGACCUCUGGAACCUGCUAAGGAACCUUCUCCCAGCAUUCGGGAAAAAGUUUUCAACUGGAUCAUUCUCAUAUGCAUGAUGGGAGCGGUCACUGCAUACUCCAUCGGAUUUGGCCCAUUGACCUGGCUCCUCCUCAGUGAAAUAUUUCCUGCUGCCUUGAGAGGACGAGCAUUCGCUUUUACCACCUGCUUCAACUGGAUUGCCCACCUUUUGGUUGCCUUCACGUUCCUGGACAUUUUAAAUGCAAUAGGUCUUUCAGGGACUUUCCUAAUGUAUGGGAUAACUUCAAUUAUCGCUGCAGUUUUCUUCUACUUCAUGCUACCAGAGACCAAAUGCAAGACACUGGAAGAGAUAGACGAGGAGCUGCGUUUUAACAGGUUUCGCAACAGUGCAGAGUGCUGUGACUUCAUCAGACAAAGGAAUCCGCCAGCAGAAUACCAAAGAGUUGCCACUCAAUUAGUAGGGGACUGUUAAAACAAGGAAAAUUUUCAAAUUGGACCCACAAUAAACAAAGGAGCACAUUUAAUUUUGGCUGGAUUUCAAUUUUUUCCUUUUUUUAUUUUUAGUGGGAUUAUUUUAAUCAUUCCGUAUAUUUUAUUUGUGGUACUUGCAGAAGUGGGUAGUAACACGUUACAUUCACUCGGUUACAUUUAUUUGAUCCUUUUGAAAAAAAUAUACAUCUUAGAGCAGUUUUACCACACAAUACUUUUGACUUUUACUUGAGUAGAUUUUUGCAGAAGAACCACUACA
Messenger RNA from Corythoichthys intestinalis (scribbled pipefish), 2060 nucleotides. RefSeq names its product solute carrier family 2 member 10 (gene slc2a10). The record is from RefSeq and is a predicted model, not a curated record. The transcript is spliced from 6 exons. Gene Ontology annotation, molecular function: symporter activity; D-glucose transmembrane transporter activity. Bases 195 to 1784 code for a protein of 529 amino acids. Lineage: Eukaryota; Metazoa; Chordata; Actinopteri; Syngnathiformes; Syngnathidae. Gene Ontology annotation, cellular component: membrane. Gene Ontology annotation, biological process: circulatory system development; D-glucose transmembrane transport.